Messenger RNA from Balaenoptera ricei (Rice's whale), 666 nucleotides. RefSeq names its product proteoglycan 3, pro eosinophil major basic protein 2 (gene PRG3). Lineage: Eukaryota; Metazoa; Chordata; Mammalia; Artiodactyla; Balaenopteridae. The record is from RefSeq and is a predicted model, not a curated record. Gene Ontology annotation, biological process: immune response. The coding region runs from base 1 to 666 and encodes 221 amino acids. The transcript has 5 exons.
AUGAAAUGCCCCAUGCUCCUGCCCCUUCUCCUGCUGGGGACAGUUUCUUCUCUUUAUCUGGAGAACGAUGCCUCCCAUCUGGGCAGCAGAGAGGCUGACCUGAGCCAGGAUCUGGAAGGUUCGGGGGAACAGGAGGGAGAGCUGGCCCUGAAUUAUGGAGUGCUUGAGUCAGAGGAAGAGGAGGCUGUGGCUUCCAGCUAUCAAGAUGCGUUUGAGGAUGAGGAGGCCAUGGAGUCAGACCCAGCUGCCCUAGACAAGGAUUUGCAGUGCCCUAAGGAAGAGGACACAAUUCAACUUCCAGGCAGUCCUGGGCGCAAGACCUGCAGAAUCCUGUUGGUGCGGACCCCGAAGAACUUUAGGCAAGCUCAGAGUAUAUGCAGGAAGUGCUACCGAGGCAAUCUCGUCUCCAUCCACAACUACAGUUUCAACUAUCGCAUCCAGUGCUGGGUCAGUAGGAUCAACCAAGCACAGGUCUGGAUCGGAGGCUUCGUCAGGGGCAGGGGCAACAGAUUUUUCUGGACGGAUGGCAGUAGCUGGAAUUUUGCAUACUGGGCCCCAGGGCAACCUAGGAAUGGGAGAGGCUGCUGUGUGGCUCUGGGCAUCAGAGGGGGUUACUGGCAACGAGCUCGAUGCGGAAGCCGUCUGCCCUUCGUCUGCUCCUUCUAA